ACUACGCCCAUAGCCCUACAAUUAAUCGGGAUAUAAACAAACGCCUUUGGUUCUUGUUCUAGCUCUUAACGUAAAAUGGAAACUUGCGGCAUUAUUUGUGUGAGCGGGGACUACGAAAAGUUCCGGAUGCGCUGCUCCCACUGCCCCACGGAUGUGGAGGUGGCCCAGUGGCAGGAGUUCGUUUUGCACAUCCGGAACAUGCAUAGCAAAGUGAAGAUCACCAAAGACGAGGACGAAAUGGUUAAGGACAUUGUGGAGCCUGAGAAGGUGCAGCCCGCAAAGGAACCACAAACUGAAGACCUAAAAACCGAGGAAACUGAUGUGAAAUCGGAGGAGGAGUUCAAUAUGGAGGUGGAAACAGUUGAUUCAUCGAUUUACGCGACCGAGGAGUCCGAGUCUGGUUCCUCAGAGGCUUCGGAUCACGAGGAUUCCGACCAGGAGGGUAAACCUAGAGAGGAAACCAUAGAAGAAGUGGAUUCAAAAUCUGCGCCCACAUACAAGUUCAAUCCAUCCUUCUAUCGACGGGAUCCUCGCUCGAGGAGGUUGAUAGAGAUCUACAAAACACACCCAUGCCUCUGGAAUCCCUCUGACGGCAACUACAAGGAGCCCAGCAAAUGCAAGGAGGCCCUGAAGGAGAUGCUGGCUGAUUUGGAGGCAACGGUGGGCUUGUUCUUGAACGAGAUCAGCCUGAAGCUGGCCAUCAAGAAGCUUCACAUGCAGUUCAACAUCGUCCACAAGCGAGUGCUCGCCGGAAAACUAAAACCCAAGUCCUUCGUCUUCAGUAUUUAUACUUUAUGCAGCUUCCUGAAGGCCAACAUGGAGGAAGGGGAGGAGAGUUACAGCACUGAAAAGAUCAAGCUGGAUUUCUCCAAGAAAAACAAGCUGACCACCGGCCUGAUAGAGAUGUAUGCCAACUUUCCCCAGCUGUACGACCCUGCGCACAAGGAGUUCUCGAACAUUAACUCCCGCAAACAGGCCUACGAGAGCCUGGCAGCGGAUAUAUCGGUGCCCAAUCAGGACAUCAACAGCGAUGACAUUUACCUCGCCAUCCAGAAUCUGCGCCAGUGGUACUACAAGAACACCAAGCACAACAUAAGUGCUGAAAGCGGGUCCGAGAAGUUUUACCUGGAGGUGUGCCGCUUCCUGCCACCAAAGCUGUUCAGGCAGCGGCUGGUCUGCGAGAUCUGCGAACAGGUCACCUUCUCGGAUCCCGUCCUGCAGUCGCACAUCUUCAAGGCGCACAACAUCGGUGAGCUGCCCUUUAAGUGCUCGCAGUGCGACCGGAGCUUUGAGACACGUGGCGAAUUGGUGAUUCACACCAAGCGCACCCACAUCGGCAAGACGCAGAAGUGCACCCACUGCGAGAUGACAUUUUCCGUGUCCUCGGACCUGGAGCUGCACAUCCGCACGCAUACGGGUCACAAGCCCUUCAUCUGCGAGCACUGCGGCAAGGCCUUUCGGCUCAGAUCGCAAAUGACGGUCCAUGUCAAUGCCAUUCACGCCCAAAUAAGGCCCUACAAGUGCGAUAUGUGUCCCAAGGACUUCAAGAGAAAGGUCCACCUCACGGACCAUGUCAAGGCGCAUCUCAACAUUCGCGAUAAAAUCUGCAACGUGUGCGGCAAGGGUUUCUCUAGCUGCCAUUCGCUGAUUCGCCAUCGGCAGAUUCAUUCCGAGGUCAAGAAGUUCGUGUGCAAGCUCUGCGACGCCAGGUUCUCCCAGUUUGUGGGUCUCAAUAGCCACAUGAAACGCACUCACAACAUCGUUCGCAACAAUGCGCAAGCUGCAAAUGAGGCAGGCGAAUCCGACCAAUGA
This is a messenger RNA of Drosophila takahashii, 1812 nucleotides long. RefSeq lists its product as uncharacterized. Gene Ontology annotation, cellular component: nucleus. NCBI's taxonomy places the organism in Eukaryota, Metazoa, Arthropoda, Insecta, Diptera, Drosophilidae. The record is from RefSeq and is a predicted model, not a curated record. Gene Ontology annotation, biological process: regulation of transcription by RNA polymerase II. Gene Ontology annotation, molecular function: DNA-binding transcription factor activity, RNA polymerase II-specific; RNA polymerase II transcription regulatory region sequence-specific DNA binding.